UUUCUUAAAUAAUUAGCCUAAGGGGUGUUACUUCAAUAUGAUUGGGUAAAAAGAAAAUGAAAGUGAAUUCCUCCUUUAAGAAAGAUAAAUUAUUAUUUAUCAUUUUGAUAACCAUUCAAGUUAUUUUAGGGUCAUAUUUUAUUUCUCUUCAAUUCAUGGAAUUUUCUUAUUUCAUUCAAUAUUUAAUCACUUUAAUAGUUUACAUUAAAUUGAUCUAUUCAACAACAGAGUUGAAUCAACAACAAAACCACCACCACCACCACCAUCAGCAACAACAACUAGAUCGUUUAGCAACAUUUUCAUUAAAAUUUCUAGAAUUUCAUAAUCAUGCACAUCGACGUAUUGAUGGUAGUUGUUGUGGUCGUCCUAAACAAUCAUCAUCUUCAUUAAUAACUACUAUAAAAGUAGAAACAGAAAUAUGUAAAGCAGAAUGUGCAUUAGAAUUUCGUAUUUGUAUUGAACCUUAUACAGUAAUUAAUAUAUUAUCGAAUAAUACAAAAAUUUAUAAUGGUCCUUGUAUGUACGGUGAAGUAUAUACUGGUCAUUGGGGUAAUACAGAUAUUACAUAUGGAUUAUUAGAAGCCAGUGUACACUCUAUUGGAAUUAUACAUCCAUGGCCGCGUUUAUUCACAGUAAUAUUAGAAGCAUAUGAUUUAGUUAAUCAAAAUGAAAAAUAUUUAAUUGAUCGAGCUAUACAUCGUGGUCUGUUACGUCCAUUAAUUUCUUCUAUGAAACAAUCUACAGAUUGGCAUCAAGUUACUAUAUCAACACAAUAUUCCGGUUAUACAUUUUGUAUACAAUUAACAUGUGAACUAAAUCAUUAUGGUAAUGAUUGUACAAAAGUAUGUCAAACAAAUGAUAAUCAUACAAAAUUUAAAUGUGAUGCAAAUGGUGAUAAAAUAUGUGAACCUGGUUGGAGUGGAACUGAAUGCGAUAAAGCAAUAUGCAAUAUUGGUUGUCAUCCAGUUCAUGGAACUUGUUCAAGACCAGGAGAAUGCGAUUGUUCAACUGGUUGGCAAGGUCCACUUUGUGAUGAAUGUAUAAAAUAUCCAGGAUGUAAACAUGGAACAUGUAAUGAUGCACCAUUUACAUGCCGUUGUUUACCUAAUUGGGGUGGAUCAUUUUGUGAUCAAGAUCUGGAUUACUGUGGACGACAUCAACCAUGUUUAAAUAAUGGAAUAUGUAGAAAUUUGAAUUCAUCAUAUUCAAAACCAUUCAAUUGUAGUUGUACACGUGAUUUUACCGGAGAAUAUUGUGAAAUAAAAUUGGCACCGUGUACAAAUGAUCCGUGUAAACGUGGUCGUUGUAUAUCAAAAGAUAAUAUCACUUAUGAAUGUGAAUGUCAACCAGGAUGGCGUGGUGAUCAUUGUGAAGAGAAUAUUGAUUAUUGCUUAAUCAAUACAUGUUUAAAUGGUGGAACAUGUCAAGAUUUAGAUGGUCCUGGUUUCCAAUGUUUAUGUCCAUCUGGUUUCAAAGGAUCUAAUUGUCAAUUAAGAUCACCAUGUAGUAAUUCACAAUGUGUACAUGCAGUUAAUUGUAAACAAUUAAUACAACCAGUGAAUGGGAUUGAUUAUGAAUGUAUAUGUCAACCUGGUUGGACAGGACAAUUUUGUGAUCAAAAUAUCGAUGAUUGUGUGGACAAAUGUCAAAAUGGAGGAACAUGUCACGAUCUUCUAGAUGAUUUCUAUUGUACUUGCCCAAUUGGAUUUGAAGGUAGACAUUGUGAAAUUAAUCGUGAAUGUUCCAGUAAACCAUGUCAAAAUAAAGGAAUCUGUCAUGAAAUUCCUGGUGGUUAUUUAUGUGAAUGUCCAAAUGGAUUUAUAGGACAAAAUUGUGAAAUUUCAAUAAAUGGAUGUAAUCCAAAUCUUUGUCAAAAUGGUGCUUAUUGUUAUACAUUAUCUAGUGGUUUCUAUUGUAAAUGUUCAGAAAAUUUUUAUGGACAAUUUUGUGAGUAUCAAAGACCAUAUUGUGGACCAGAUGGUUGUGAUACAUUAAUGGAUCCAUGUUUAACCAUGUUAAUUAUGCAUAAUAAUGAUACAUUCCCAUAUCCUUCUUCUUCUUCUUCUUCGUUGACGUUAACAUCUUCAGUAUUAACUCUUCAACAAUCAACAAUGAUUUUGAGAAAUUCAACUCAAUCAAAUUAUGAUAAUUUAUUAAUUAGUCAUCAUGAGAUCACAUAUCCUUAUGGUGUAUGUGGUCAACAUGGUACAUGUGUUAGUACAGAUAAUGGAGAUUAUAAAUGUAUCUGUGGAACUGGUUAUCAAGGAAAAUAUUGUCAUCAAUCAAUUAAUUAUUGUGAAACUAUGCCAUGUAUGAAUGAUGGUACAUGUAUAAGUGGUUUAGAAGGUUAUGAAUGUAUAUGUGAAGAGGGAUUUAGUGGUGUGCAAUGUGAACAUCCUAUUGAUUUAUGUCAACCAAAUCCAUGUCAAAAUGGUGGCUAUUGUCAGCAUACAUUACAUCCAGGAGAUUUUCAAUGUCGUUGUGCACCAGGUUGGUCUGGUCGUUGGUGUGAAUUUCAAACAGAUAAUCCAUGUAAUAUGGCUAAAAUUUGUUUUAAUAAUGGUAAAUGUCAUCAAGAUCAUUUAAGUUCUGGAUUAUUUAAAUGUGAAUGUGAUAAUCAAUGGAUUGGAUCUGUUUGCCAGUUACGUCGACCAGAAACAAGGUCAUGUGUACAAAAAAAUCUAUGCAAAAAUGGUGCUACAUGUGUUGAUUUAGGUAACAGUUUCAAUUGUAUCUGUCGUCCUGGUUUCGAUGGUCAAUAUUGUGAAAAUGAAAUUAACGAAUGUAAUUCAAUGCCAUGUUAUAAUAAUGGAACAUGUAAAGAUCUUAUUAAUUCUUUCGAAUGUGAUUGCCCUAAAGGUUUCAUUGGAACAGACUGUAGAAUAAAUGUUAAUGAAUGUGCUUCAUAUCCAUGUUCAUUUGGAUCAACUUGUAUUGAUCGUGUUGGAACAUAUGAAUGUAUUUGUCCAGAACAACGAUAUGGUCGACAUUGUGAAGAAGUGAUCAUUGAAACAGAACCAAAACCUCCAGCAUGUAAUUUUUAUGGUCGAAUUUAUGAUCAUAAUGAUAAUUGGACUUAUAGUUGUCAACAAUGUCAUUGUAAUAAAGGACAAAUUAUAUGUACUGAUGAUUUUUGCGGAUAUUGGUCAUGUUUACAAAUUAUUGGAAAGAAUGAUCGUUUCGCUUGUAAAAAUGGUGAAAUAUGUCAUAUUAUCUCAUCAAAUGGUUUAAAUAAUAAUGAUUGUUUUGUACCACCAUGUUAUUUACGUACAAUUUGUUUAAAUGCUAGUCAAUCAAUACAGGGACAAUUAAAACAAUUAUUACCUAAUUAUUAUUUUAAACAAUCAUUACCUGGUUGUCGACCAAAUAGUUUUAUAUUAAAUAAUCAUUGUGCUAGAUUAUUAUUACAUUUUUCUAAAUUACGUAUGUCUUAUUCAACAACUAUUGAUGAUAUAUGUAAUGCUGUAAAAAAUUUACCAUCAUUAAAAAAAUAUCAUCACUAUGGUAGUAGUAGUAGUAGUGGUGGUGAUGGUGGUGGUGAUGAUGGGGGUCGUGGGAAAUUGGAUAUCGGUAUAAGUUGUGAUAUAAAAGCUGGUUAUUCUAUAGAACAACAAAAUAUAAUAGAAGUAAGUUUAAUUUUAUUGGUAUUUGAUGUGAAAUAAGUAUUAUUGAAGAAGAUUAUUUAUCUUUAUAGAUAUGCACCAUAUAAGGCACUUAUUUUGUGUGUAGGUUGUGAUACUGCGCGGGUUCUCAAACUGAAAUAGGUGAUUCUCUUUGGAGGCCACACUUGCAGCCCUCGACCUAAACGUUUGAACCAUAAGGCAGUAGAGCAACGUCAGCAAAUACAGUUCCAUGGUAUCUGUUGACCGACGAUUGGUUCAUACGUCAUUUGUUUCUUCAAUAUAUUGGAGCCUAUAUGCACCAUUAGUUUGCAAUCAGGUUUUUUCAACACACCUAGGUAGAUCCUCCAUAUCCACCAAUACCAACGCGGUUAAAGCUUUUUGUUCUCUCGAUUUCGUAAACAAUAGUAAGACCGCGAGUAGGCAGUGAGUAGGACCUCCCUAAAAG
Messenger RNA from Schistosoma haematobium, 4068 nucleotides. RefSeq lists its product as uncharacterized. The record is from RefSeq and is a predicted model, not a curated record. Bases 57 to 3662 code for a protein of 1201 amino acids. The transcript is spliced from 15 exons. NCBI's taxonomy places the organism in Eukaryota, Metazoa, Platyhelminthes, Trematoda, Strigeidida, Schistosomatidae. Gene Ontology annotation, biological process: heterophilic cell-cell adhesion; cell communication; establishment or maintenance of epithelial cell apical/basal polarity. Gene Ontology annotation, cellular component: protein-containing complex; plasma membrane. Gene Ontology annotation, molecular function: calcium ion binding; protein binding.